CGAUAAUACGUGAACAACAUGGCUGAUCUUGCAAAAGGACAGGAAAAUUUUGAUUUUUCGUCUUCAGCAGCGUCUCCUAAAGAUUCAGACACCGAGGUCGUUAUUCACAGAGAUGUUUUAGACUCAUGGUCGAAUCCAGAUGAUAGAAUCAGUGCGGAAUUGGAGAAGAAAACCGAACAUGGCUUCGAAAAUUUGGUUAAUACCUUGAGUGUUGAAGAACAGGAUCACAUAGAGUCUGUCGAAUAUGCUGCUGGUGUUGAUGAAAAAUACGAGAAUAAGGAAGGGAUUGUUAAGAGAGUGUUGUUAGAUUUCGAGGAAGGAGUUCAACGUGAAGAUACGAUAACAUCAGUAGGAUUUGACAAUGAUGAGAAGACACAAGAGAUAGAAUUCAGACACAGAUUUUCACAACAAGAAGAACAGCAGUACCAAGCACAACAAAAACAACUACAACGACAAGAGAGGGUGGGCUAUUCGAAUGAAGACACUAGAAUACCAAAAAGUAACUUUCAAUCCUUAAAAACAAUGGAAUCAGAAAUGCGAUCAUACCAAAAAGACCCGCAUGGAGAUGUUCCACAAAUCACGAAAGCUUCCUCAGAGGAGAAACUUCAUGAUGGUUUGAAAAAGCUGUCAUUCAUGAGGUACUUCACAGCAGAAGUUUUCAGUGGAAAGCUGAUGGAGCUUGAAGAAGAGAAAUACACUGAAAGACGCCAGAAAGUGUACACGUUCAUGAAGAUUCCGAGGGAAUUUGAGAAGUUGAUGGUGUUUGGUUUCAUGCUGUGCUUGGAUUGUUUCCUGUUCAUGUUUACAUUUCUUCCAGUUCGUUUGGUUGUUGCUCUGUACAAGAUCAUUACAGGGCUGUUAUUUUGUAGAACAUCACGGAUGCUACAGCCUGUCCAGAUAUGUGAUUUGUUAAAAGGAUCGAUUCUCGUGACAUGUUGGUUGCUUCUGACCCAUGUGGACUUUUCAGUGUUGUAUCACACUGUCCGUGGACAAUCAGUCAUCAAACUUUAUGUCAUUUACAACAUGUUAGAGAUUGCAGACAGGCUCUUUUCGUCUGUGGGCCAAGACAUAUUAGAUGCUCUCUUCUGGACUGCGACAGAACCAAGAGACCGGAGAAGAGAACAUAUUGGGAUAAUUCCACAUUUUGCAAUGGCUGUAGUUUAUGUGUUUUUCCAUGCUGUGUUGGUACUGUUCCAGGCCAUCUGUCUCAAUGUUGCUGUGAACUCACACAACAAAGCUUUGUUAGUAAUCAUGGUGUCAAACCAAUUUGUUGAACUGAAAGGAAGUGUUUUCAAGAGGUUUGAGAAGAACAACUUGUUCCAAAUGGCAUGUAGCGAUAUUAGAGAAAGAUUUUACUACAUUGUGUUGGUGGUGAUUGUCACGCUUAGGAAUUUAACAGAAUUUAAUUGGAACGCUGAACACUUAUAUGUUAUCUGUCCAUAUCUGUUGGCUGUGUUGUCUUCGGAGUAUUUUGUGGAUUGGAUCAAACACGCUUUUAUCACAAAAUUCAACAGUAUUCCUGUAGAGGUUUACUGCGAAUAUAGAGCUCUCCUUGCUGAAGAUGCGACUUCAAGUCGACAGAAGAACGCUCACAACGAUCAUUUCGAUCUCGUUUCUCGUCGAAUGGGUUUUAUUCCUCUUCCACUGGGAUCACUGGUUAUUAAGGAGGUGGCCCAGUCUGUCAAGAUACAUGGCUUAGGUGGAAUUGUUCUCAUGUUGGCCACAUUUGUCUUCCUUAUGUCAGUGAAAGUGUUAAACAGCAUUAUAUUUCUCGGCAAAGCAACUCAGUACGUGAAACAGAAACAGGACCUGGAAACUAACAACAGACAACACAGUAACCAAGCCUCGACACAGAAGCUCAAAACCCAGGUCUCCGUGACUUUGUUGGAUUCUGGCCAGUCUUCGAGUACUUCGUUAGUUGGAGAGAAACAAGAUACAGGGCCGCGGAGAGCUGGUGAACAGACUAAACAACGCGCCAAAACACUAGCAGAAAUUGAUAGAUACACACUUUGUAGUAAAGAGAUAGUUGUAUUCUAAAAUGAUCAUAGCUCAGUAUGAGUGAUCCCACAGGAAUGUGGGAUUUGUUUUAUUUAUUUAUGAAAUUCAAAUCCAAACCCUUGUUGAUUGAUAUAUAUUAGUAAAUAAAAAUAAUAGUUGAACAUCAA
This is a messenger RNA of Pocillopora verrucosa, 2165 nucleotides long. Its product is annotated as transmembrane anterior posterior transformation protein 1 homolog. Gene Ontology annotation, cellular component: endoplasmic reticulum membrane; ciliary basal body. Lineage: Eukaryota; Metazoa; Cnidaria; Anthozoa; Scleractinia; Pocilloporidae. Gene Ontology annotation, biological process: positive regulation of cilium assembly. The record is from RefSeq and is a predicted model, not a curated record.